AUGGGGGAUCAGUGGGGUUUGGGGCUCCAAUUUAUUAUUGUAACUAUUAUUAUGGUUGCAACCACAAAUACUUGUUUGGGGGCUCGCAAUAUAAAUAGCACGGUGGCUUGCUUUGAGCAUGAGCGGCUUGCUCUUCUCAAAUUCAAACACAGUGUCAGAGAUGACUAUGGUAUGUUGUCAUCAUGGGUUGGCAAUGAUUGUUGCCGCUGGGAAAGAGUCAUGUGUGAUGGUGCCACUGGAAAUGUUGAAAGUCUUCAUCUUAGAGGUGAUUUUGGUUCUUACUUACUUAGUAAAAAAAUGGGCACUUCUUUAAGAGAGCUGAGGCAUAUAAAAUACUUGGACUUGAGUGGGAAUAGUUUUCAAGGAAAUCGGAUCCCUGGGUUUAUUGGAUCCUUGAAACAACUCAGUUACCUCAAUCUCUCUAAUGCAUGUUUUUCUGGUAUCAUUCCUCAUAACAUUGGAAACCUUUCCAAUUUAAAGAAUCUCGAUCUUGGUUCAUCCCCAAGAUAUUGUUACGAUCGGCUCAGUGUACAUGAUACGACCUGGAUUUCUAGCCUUUCAUUACUUGAGCAUCUUGACUUGAGUUAUAUGAAUCUUACUGGAUUAAAAGUCCUUGAUGUGGUGCUUUACAUGGCUCCUUCAGUAAAAGUGUUAAGUUUGUCAUAUUGUGGUCUUUUAAUUGAUGAUGGUGGUCUGCUUCGUAAUUUGAGUACUACACUUUCCAACAUCAAACACCUGGAUCUUAGCAGAAAUAUUUGCACAGGUAAAAUCCCUCACUUUUUUCAAAACAUGACAUCCCUACAAUUCUUGGAUCUUUCAUUCGUUCCUCUUGGUGCUGCAUCCAACUUUGCAAACUCGCUAAGCAUGAUCCCUUCUUUAUUAGAGCUCCAUUUGUCAUACUGUGACCUCAAAGAGACACAUCUAUCUCAUAUUCGUCAUAAUCUUACUACCCUUUCUAAUAUCCAAAACUUAGAUCUAUCUAAUAACGAGUUAACAGUUUUAAUUGCAGAAUCUCUGAGAAAAUUAAAAAUGUUACAAGUGUUAGAUCUAUCUUAUAAUUACUUGAACGGUUCAAUUCCAGAAAUCUCUGAGAAAAUUAAAAAUGUUACAAUUGUUAGAUCUAUCUUAUAA
This is a messenger RNA of Helianthus annuus (common sunflower), 1131 nucleotides long. Its product is annotated as receptor-like protein EIX2. Lineage: Eukaryota; Viridiplantae; Streptophyta; Magnoliopsida; Asterales; Asteraceae. The record is from RefSeq and is a predicted model, not a curated record. Bases 1 to 1131 code for a protein of 376 amino acids. Gene Ontology annotation, molecular function: protein binding. The transcript has a single exon.